AUGGUCUUCUCUCCAGACUUGAACACUCAUCGAAGGCAUGUACGACUCGUCUUACAGCGCCUGAGGGAGAAUAGACUCUAUGCCAAACUCGAGAAAUGCACCUUCGAGAAAAUGACAGUACCAUUUCUCGGAUACAUCAUCUCGGAUGCUGGAUUACAGAUGGAUUCUGAAAAACUGAAUGCGGUAAAGUACUGGCCUCGUCCACAGGGGCUGCGCGCUAUACAGUGCUUCCUGGGAUUAGCCAAUUUUUAUCGGCAGUUUAUUCUGAACUUUUCCUCCCUAACAUCUCUGAUAUCCGACCUUACUCGAAAAGGGGUGAAUGCCAAAGACUGGCCUCCUGAGGCAGAUGCCGCUUUCAUCCAAUUAAAGAGCUCCUUUGCAUCUGCACCUAUUCUGUGA
Molecule: messenger RNA, 399 nt
Organism: Bufo gargarizans (Asiatic toad)
Lineage: Eukaryota; Metazoa; Chordata; Amphibia; Anura; Bufonidae
Exons: 1
Coding region: 1-399 (132 amino acids)
Source: RefSeq, a predicted model, not a curated record